AUGGCGUGUCGAACAGCUUUUAGACCUUUAACUAGGUCUGCUAGGACGCAAUUCCAAUCCACGUAUCCCUCAAGAUGUUUUUCCAAUUCGAUUAUUCGACCAGUCGAGCCAUCAUCCGCGGGUCCAUCAAAUAGUGAUAAUGGACGAACUACACAUUUUGGAUAUGAGACAGUGCCAGAGGCAGAAAAAGAAGCUAGAGUUCGGGGAGUCUUUAGUAGUGUGGCAGCCUCGUAUGAUACUAUGAAUGAUUUUAUGUCACUGGGGAUUCAUAGGUUAUGGAAAGACCACUUUGUGCGAUCCAUAAAUCCCGGUUUCACUCCUCCCUCCUCAUCCACAUCCACGCCCAACCCCGGCUGGAAAAUGCUCGACAUAGCCGGCGGCACCGGCGACAUUGCCUUCCGCCUGCUCGACCAUGCCACCAACAUAAAUGCCUCCCCCUCCUCCACUAUAACCAUCUCAGACAUCAACCCAGAGAUGCUCGCCGAAGGGCGCAAACGUUCCCUCCAAACCUCCUACGCCCACUCCCCCCGUCUCAAUUUCCUCCUCGCCAACGCCGAAUCCCUCUCCAUGAUCCCCUCAAACUCCCUAGACCUCUACACCGUAGCCUUCGGAAUCCGCAACUUCACAAAUAAAUCCGCUGCGCUGCGGGAAGCGCACCGCGUCCUCAAACCAGGUGGUUUAUUCGCUUGUUUAGAGUUUUCCGGUGUGACCAAUCCGUUGUUCAAUGCGGUUUAUAAACGUUGGAGUUUUGGCGCCAUACCUUUGAUUGGUCAAUUGGUGGCCGGGGAUAGAGAUAGUUAUCAGUACUUGGUGGAGAGUAUUGAGAAGUUUCCUAAACAGGAGGAGUUUAGGGACAUGAUUAAGGAGGCUGGGUUUGUGGUCCCUGGGAAGGGAUGGGAGGAUUUGACGGGCGGAAUCGCAGCGAUUCAUAAGGGGAUUAAACCUUUAGAAAAGUAA
Sclerotinia sclerotiorum 1980 UF-70 is the source of this 957-nucleotide messenger RNA. RefSeq lists its product as hypothetical. Gene Ontology annotation, molecular function: methyltransferase activity. NCBI's taxonomy places the organism in Eukaryota, Fungi, Ascomycota, Leotiomycetes, Helotiales, Sclerotiniaceae. Gene Ontology annotation, biological process: ubiquinone biosynthetic process. The coding region runs from base 1 to 957 and encodes 318 amino acids. The record is from RefSeq and is a predicted model, not a curated record. The transcript is spliced from 3 exons.